Arachis stenosperma is the source of this 729-nucleotide messenger RNA. RefSeq lists its product as uncharacterized. Bases 1 to 729 code for a protein of 242 amino acids. Lineage: Eukaryota; Viridiplantae; Streptophyta; Magnoliopsida; Fabales; Fabaceae. The record is from RefSeq and is a predicted model, not a curated record. The transcript has a single exon.
AUGAGCCUGAGAGAUGGACCAAUUGUGCUUCAUCGAUUAUUUGGUGUAGAUAGGAGCCCUAAUGGCUACUGCGGACGAGGUCGGACGUGUUCACGAGGAGAGAGUGGAAAUGAACAACCUGCCAAUAACCAUGCCACGUUUAUGGUGGCGAUGACCAAUUUUGCUAAUACCAUUGAGGCAAAUGCUGCUGCGACUUUGCAAGCUAUGCCGAGGUUAGGUCAACCAGCGGGAAACGAAAAUAGUAAUGGAAACGGGAAUAAUAAUGGGGAAGGAAAUGGUAAUGACUUGGGAGGUGCUCCAAUGACCUUGGCUUCAUUUCUCAAGGUUCAUCCACCGACUUUUAGAGGCUCGACCAACUCAACUGAAGCAGACAAUUGGUUCCAAGCUAUGGAGCAUACACUACAGACUCAACAUGUCCCAGCUAACCAAUACGUGGAAUUUGGGGCCUAUCAACUGUUAGGUGUGGCACAACAUUGGUGGAAAGGAGAGUGCCAGGUGCUACAAUUUUCGAAUGCUGAGAUUCCUUGGGACGUGUUUCAAAUAUUGUUCUAUAGGAAAUAUUUCUUGGAGUCGAUGAGAGAAGUAAAGGAGUUAGAGCUUGUGCAGUUGAAGCAAGGCUCUUUGUCUGUGGCGGAUUACACUAGUUGGUUCGAGGAGCUCUGUAGGUUCUCUAGGGUGUGUCAAGGUGCCCCAGAGUCCUAUGAGAGCUGGAAGUGCAUUAAGUACUAA